CCUGUGUCUCUACACUCGCUGAGGUAUGCAUUCUCCCUUACGAUCUAAUGACCUUACUUAUGACUUGUACCAUAGACUCUGUCUUAUAGGUACAGCUAAUGAUACAGCUCCUGUGUCUCUACACUCGCUGAGACUCUGUCUUAUAGGUGAUCGCUACUGGUCGUAUCUCCACUGCGCGGUAUUGUCUGCGACAAAGUCAAUCACUGACGGGCAUCUGUCAGGCCAGGUCAGGCCAAUGCCACCAAGUCGCGGGAUUUGUCGGAGGAGAUCUUGGGAACCGAGUUCAUCUUGAAAUUACUCACAAUCACGUCGUCUACUAGCUCUGAUUGAAUGACCAAAUUGGUCCGCAACCGUUUUAGGGUUGAUUGGAGCUACGAAGAACUGUGCUGUUUGACGGCACUUGAAAUGACAGUAGAUCGCGAGAAAAGCCCGACGAACAGAAACUAUUGGGGUGAAAGAUGCGCCGUGAGAGGCCUCGGAGGUUACUGAUGGCCAACAAUUUUCACCCUCUGCGUAGGACAGCACUCAAUUCAAUAGACCGAUUGUGCAAAGCCACUGUGGGCCGCGUAGCGGCUUCACGGGCAUGUGGA
Messenger RNA from Mycena citricolor, 590 nucleotides. The record is from the annotation of a GenBank genome assembly. NCBI's taxonomy places the organism in Eukaryota, Fungi, Basidiomycota, Agaricomycetes, Agaricales, Mycenaceae.